Trichoderma virens Gv29-8 is the source of this 972-nucleotide messenger RNA. RefSeq lists its product as uncharacterized. The coding region runs from base 1 to 972 and encodes 323 amino acids. The transcript is spliced from 2 exons. NCBI's taxonomy places the organism in Eukaryota, Fungi, Ascomycota, Sordariomycetes, Hypocreales, Hypocreaceae. The record is from RefSeq and is a predicted model, not a curated record.
AUGGAUACCAGACCAGCAACGAAGGCCGGCUCAUGGUAUGAAAAGGACCCGGAAAUCUUGGCUGGAGAGCUCGACGAGUAUCUUGCCAAGGUUCCAGAGGAUGUCGAUGGUUCUUCGCUGCCGAUCCCGGGGGCUCGAAUCAUUAUUGCACCACACGCAGGAUAUGCAUACUCGGGACCAAAUGCGGCUUGGGCCUACAGCUGUCUGGAUCUCAGCAAGGCGAAGCGAGUCUUCAUCCUGGGGCCAUCUCAUACUUAUGGCUUCUCAGGCUGUGCUGUGACCACAUUUUCACAUUAUUCCACACCCUUUGGUGAUUUCACUGUGGAUAGGGAUACCAUUGAGCGGGUUAAAGAGGCUGGAGGUAUGAAAAAUGCGCCGCCUAGGAACGAUGUCGCGGAGCAUUCCCUAGAAAUGCACUUGCCAUACCUCUACAAACGAUGUGAACAGACUUUCAAGUCCCCGGAGGAAUUCCCCAAAGUGGUCCCCAUCAUUGUUGGAAGUACCAGUCGAGCAGAUGAGAAGGAUAUCGGUCGACUUCUUCUGUCGUAUCUCAAGGACGAAGAAAAUGCCUUCAUCAUCAGCUCAGACUUUUGUCACUGGGGCUCGCGGUUUGACUAUGCCGUUUACACCCCGGAUGGGAACAUUGGCAAGCUAUCUUCUCUCCAUGACCGCAGCCCGAAGCCAUCGGGGCCGCCCAUUUAUGAAACGAUUCGUCUGCUUGAUGAAGCGGCUAUGGAUGCUGUCAAGAGCGGCAGCCAUGACGCCUUUGUGGAUAACCUUAGACUUACAGGAAACACGGUGUGUGGAAGGCAUCCAAUUGGAAUUGCAAUGGCAGCCCUCGAGCUCUAUGCUAAAGAGCUCAACGACGAAGGCAUGAGCCGCUUCAAAGUUGUGAAAUAUGACCGUAGCAGUGAAGUUAUAUGGCCGGAUGACUCGAGCGUCAGCUAUGUUUCUGCCUAUGCAGUUUUGUGA